Plasmodium inui San Antonio 1 is the source of this 735-nucleotide messenger RNA. RefSeq lists its product as hypothetical. The coding region runs from base 1 to 735 and encodes 244 amino acids. Lineage: Eukaryota; Apicomplexa; Aconoidasida; Haemosporida; Plasmodiidae. The record is from RefSeq and is a predicted model, not a curated record. The transcript has a single exon.
AUGAGAAAAGACGAUACACUGACUUCUAUGGACGAGGGUAAAAGAACGGAGGGACAGACAAAAGAGGCUGACGACGAGAAAGACGCUGCCGCAGAAGGCUGCUCUGAUAACGGCCGCGAGAUCGAAAAGGAGGACGAUGGCACCCAGGGUGUGACAGCUAAAAAGGAAGCAACAAGUGAACAGGAAAGCAAUGAAAUCAGUGACAAGUACAUAAAAUAUUUAGAGUGUAUAAAAAAUAAUUGGUCAUCUUCUCAAGCAUCGAAAUUAUUAAACAACAAAUUAAUCAAAUAUAUAUCUGAGCGAUUUUUAUAUAUGUCUAGUUCACUGAAGGUGAGGGUGUUGACGAGUUUUUUUUACCUUCCUGAUAAAUUAAGGGUAGAAAACGAGCCAUACUUGUUAUUAAUUACAGCAAAUGGUGAAAUCGAUGGUAACGGGUGGGUCAAAAAAUUUAGCAGAAUCUUAAAGCCAUUUAUCAAAACAGGCAUAAUGGAUAUCAAAGAUAUAGAUAGCCAAACCAUGCACAGAAUUUUAAAUUAUAUUGACCAAGAAAAUAAUAGAAACAGGUGUAGGACGCGUUACUUUCAUAAUAAAAAGGAACUCGAGCACAUACACAUGUGCGAUCCUGUUAAUGAGUUAAAAAAUCUGGAAAACAAAAACAUUAUACAUUUGGAUGAGUACAAGAUGUUUACGCCGGCGAAAAAUUUUGACUGCCUUCUUUCAUCGGUAAUUACGUGA